Messenger RNA from Porites lobata, 2545 nucleotides. NCBI's taxonomy places the organism in Eukaryota, Metazoa, Cnidaria, Anthozoa, Scleractinia, Poritidae. The record is from the annotation of a GenBank genome assembly.
AUGCAAGGCUAUAGAGGAGGCUGCAAGAAAAGGAGUGAUGAGAGCAUGCUGUUGAAGAUUUCAGGAGUUGAUUUGAUUGCUGCGGAGGCCAAGUAUCAUAAACACUGCCGCUCCCAAUACGUACGUAAAUCCAACCUAAUGUUUGUUGACUUUCGAGUUGACGGGGAGGAAGAUGUUUACACCCAAGCGUUCCAAAACCUGAAAGAGGACAUCAAACCUCAGUUAGAAUCAGGAGUGGCCCUUGAUAUGAAAACCCUCUUGGACUCUUACCAGGGAAUUUUGCAACACCUUGGCUGCAACACGGCAAAAAGUUACAAGUCAGAGAGGUUAAAACGCAGACUGCAACAAAGUUUUCAAGAAGAAAUUGUCUUUCAGAAGCUACCGGAUCCCUCGAAGCCAGAGUUGGUUUACUCUAGCUCUAUAUCUUUGCAGGAUGUCAUCAAUUCAGCGGCUAAGAAAAGUUGCCAUUUGGCUAAAAUGUCAGCGUCUUCUGAAGAUGAAUCCUCAAACAGCCAGGGUCAGAAUGAUGUCAAUUCCACACUAUACCACGCCGCUCAAAUACUGAGGUCAAGCAUACGGAGUGAAAGCAAAAGUAUAGGGAUCCAACCUGUUGAUGUGGAGGACAUCAGUGCCUGUAAAGUAAAGAGUUUAAUGCCUAAAGAUCUUUACAAUUUUUUGUGCUUGAUGAUCUCGAAUCCAGAGAAAGUUGAUGUAUCUGCUCCGACUGCUUCCAAUGCCGCAGAUGAGCGACAUAUUUUAGCAAUUGCACAAUAUCUAAUAUAUGCAACAACUCAUGGUCGCUUGAAGACCCCUAAGCACAUUGGUUUGGCAAUGUCUGUUCGCCAUAUGACAGGUUCAAAGCACCUGGUAACGAUGUUAAACAGAUUCGGUCACUGCUGUUCUUAUGAUGACAUAGAAGUAGUUGACACUAACCUAGCAUUAGACAUUAUAGCCAGCUUAAAAAAUCUGGGUGCUGUUGUUCCAUCUAACAUUUCACCAGGAGUGUUCGUUCAAGUCGCGGGAGACAAUAACGAUAUCAAUGAGGAGACACUAGACGCCAAGCAAACUACUCAUGCCACUACACUUGUCCUGUACCAAAGAAAGCAACAAGGACCAAAACCGAAACCUGCAGUUCGUCCUGCUCAUUCAGAAAAACGACGGUCUCUUAACAUCUCAGAUGCAAAUCCACCCCUGUUGGAGUUUGGUGCUUGUGGCAAGCGGCCUGCCGUAACCUUUUACAAAGACAAAAUAGAAGAAGAGUGGUUUCAGUCCUCAAGCUCGCUCUGUACCACUGCUAUUCAGAUGGAUUUUGGUUGGUUUCUAACACGUCUGUGUACCCACCAGUUGUUUAGUGAAAAUCUACAUAACCGCGACGGCGAAGUUUUUCAGCCCUUGCCAAGUUGGAGUGGGUUUAACGCAAAGAUAGCAAGUGAGCCGCCACCCUUGACCUCCGUUGGUUACUGUCCAAUGAACCAAGGUUCACCUACUGAAUACAGUACAGUUUACACUGCCAUGAAAAACGUCCAAGCAAUGAUGGAUGUACUACACCAGAAACACAGUGUAAUUACGUUUGACCUGGCAAUCUACAUGAAGGCCAAAGAAAUUCAGUGGCGACGGCCUGAAGAAUUUAAGAACACAGUGAUCCGAAUGGGAGGUUUUCAUAUAGCAUUAAACUUCCUCUCAGUUAUUGGAAAGAUUUUCCAGGACAGUGGCAUUGAAGACCUGCUAAUAGAAUCUGGUGUGUAUGGAUGCCACACGGUAUCUAUGCUACUGAAGGGAAAGUCAUACUACAGAGGCGUGCGUGCACAUAAGCUUGUUCUCGAAGCACUACUAAGACUGCAGUGGCAAGCAUUUGGAGCUUGGAUGGAAGCUGAGGACGUCGAGCUCCCAACAUUAUAUCAACGCCAGUGUUUAUCUUUAAUAAACUGUUGUCAAAGAGAAAGUAAUUCCAAAGCAAUGGGGGAAGUUUAUCAGCAACCAGAAUAACAAGGUUAACCUUUCCAGAUUUUUUUGCCGAGAGUGUUGCAGUCUGGGUGAAUACAACUUACUUCCUGAUCAAGAGCUGGUAAUUGGAGGUGGCUUUGAAGAUCCAACAGAUACAGUUGUUGUAACCCGUGGACGUACAGAUCCCCUUGCAGAGCUGAUAUCAGACCAUGAAGAAGCCGACACGAGGAUGAUCCUUCAUGCGUGGCACGCCUCUUUCACUAAAGAGAGGAUUGUCAUUCAGUCCCCUGAUACAGAUGUUGCUGUAUUAGCUAUCUAUGCAUACCAGAUGAUACAGUGCAACGAAAUGUGGCUCAAGACAGGCGUCAAAGAUAAGGUUCGCUUCGCCCCUGUCCAUCGUAUUGCUGAGAAGCUUGGUAGGAGUGUUUGCGCAGCGAUUCCAGCAUUGCAUGCUCUAACUGGUUGUGAUUCUACUAGUGGGUUGUUUCAGAUCGGGAAAAAGAAAGGAUGGAAGGUAUUUGUCAAAUAUCCCAGUCUCCAUGACAGUGUUGGCAACCUUGGCAGUCAGAUUCCACCACCAGCGCUCACUGUUGAAGCCUGU